AUGGUCUCUCUCGCCCCCUUCAUCGUCAAGCGGCCCUGGCUCCACAAGCUGAUGAUGCCCAUCAGCAAGUGGUACGUCAACGCCGCCGGGUACCGCAAGAUGGGUUUGAGAUACGACGAUCUCUACGAGGAGGAGCGCGAGGCUGUCCAGAUUGCCCUCAAGCGUCUUUCGCCCAAGGAGGCCUACGAGCGCGUCUACCGUAUUCGCCGCGCUGCGCAGUGCAGCUACCAGCACAAGCUCCUUCCCAAGAACGAGUGGAUCAACGACCAGACCGACGUUCCCUACCUCGCCCCCAUCAUCAAGCAGGUCGAGGCCGAGCUCGCCGAGAAGGAUGCACUGGACGCCGCGACUGUGAUCCGCAAGGCGCACUAA
Emericellopsis atlantica is the source of this 372-nucleotide messenger RNA. Its product is annotated as cytochrome b-c1 complex subunit 7. The record is from RefSeq and is a predicted model, not a curated record. The transcript has 3 exons. Gene Ontology annotation, biological process: mitochondrial electron transport, ubiquinol to cytochrome c. NCBI's taxonomy places the organism in Eukaryota, Fungi, Ascomycota, Sordariomycetes, Hypocreales, Bionectriaceae. The coding region runs from base 1 to 372 and encodes 123 amino acids.